AUGUCGUCUUCUCCGACAAUUCAAGCCUCACCUGAAGAGAAUUCCAUCGCAAGAGCAGAAAAAGUAAUAUUUCAAUGUGUGGAUUAUGAAAAGAUGAUGUUGUUUGAUGGUAAUCAUCAUCAAGAAUCUGAAGAGUACUUACGAGCUGUUGAUGAGAUUCAGAAGAGCUUGAAAUUUUGUGCUGUGUCCAGUAGUACUGAUCGGAAUGAUGAUCAGAAUAAAGCAAUUCAGGUAGCUAUGGCAAGAUUAGAGGGUGAGUUCAAGAAUUUACUGAAUUCGCAUAGUAAGAUCAUAGAAACUGAAUGGCUUCUCAGUAUGAACUCAAUAGAUUCAAGAGGUGGUAAAAGUUCUGCAAGAUCAUUACAUAAAAGCUUAAGCUUUGAUUAUAUGGUCCCAGGAGAAACCGAGUCAGAGUCCAGUACUCAAUCAAGUAAAGGAAGUGGAAUUAGUACUGCGAUAAACGAUCUUCGUCGUAUUACAGAAAGAAUGGUUGGUGCAGGUUAUACCAGGGAAUGUGUCCAAGGGUAUACCAAGAUUAGGAAAUUAGCUAUCGAGUCAUUUCUCCAUCAUUUAGAUUUUCAGAAUCUUAGUACUUCUGAGAUGCAGGAAUUGAAAUGGGAUGUUUUGAAUGACAAGAUAGAUAUAUGGAUUCGUGCAGCAAAUUCCUGUAUAAAGAUUCUGUUUGCAAGUGAGAAGACACUGUCUGAGCAGAUUUUCAAAGGCUUUGAAUGGAUGAAUGGUCCUGCAGACGAGGGCUGUUUUUAUGAGACUGUCCAAGGGUUUGUCGUUCAAUUGUUAAAUUUUGUUAAUGGGAUUAGAACUCCUGAGGGGCUUCUUCAAAAUCCUCAAAAGUUUUGCAAAAUAUUGGACUUGCAUGAUUCUGUGUCAAAGCUUAAACCCGAUAUUGAAGAGGUGUUUCAUUCACAGUUCUGGGCAGGUUUUCGGGGAAAUGUGGAUGAUAUUAUCACAAGUUUGGCUGGUGCUGCUAGAGGGUUGUUGAUUGAGUUCGAAAAAUGUGUUAUAGAAUAUUCGGAGAAGCAUUCGGUACUAGGUGGCACAAUUCAUCCCUUAACGAGGUAUGUCAUGAAUUUUAUCAGUUUGGCUUCAGAUUACAAGGAUACACUUGUUGAGCUAAUUGUGUCAAACCCUGUAAUUGAGUUAGAACCAAGUCACCCCAUAGCAUCUAACUUGUGGUUACUGGAUACCGAGAAUAAAUCACCUUUAGCAGUUCAUAUGGUUUGGAUCGUAUUGAAUUUGGUUCAGAAUCUAGAUGUUAGAUCUCAGCGUUCCCCAGACCUGGCAAUGUCACAUUUGUUCAUCAUGAGUAAUACACAUUACAAUGUGAAGAAAGUUAAAGAAGGGUCAGAGGUACUCAGGGAAAUGAUUGGUGACAAAUGCUUAGAAAAGUUGUCACUGAAAAUUAAGGAUUCAGCUAGGCAUUACCGAAGCCAUACUUUGGGAACGAUUCUAGAUAGUUUGACAGAGGCCGGCUUACGUGAGGAAGGAACAUUCUUCUCCGGUGUUUCCAUAAAUCUAUUAAGAGAACGGUUCAAUCGUUUCAAUUCCAUCUUUGGUGAUGUGCACCGAAAUCAAGUCACGUGGUCUGUACCAGAUGAGGAACUUCGAAAGGAACUUCGCCUUUCUUUAUCACAGAUAUUGGUCCCAGCCUACCGACAUUUCUUAGGUCGGUAUAGAGGCCAGAUAGAGAAGGGGAAACACCCCGGGUUAUACAUCAAAUAUGAAGCAGAGGAAGUUGAGGAUGCUGUCAUGGGUUUCUUCCAACAGAACCAGAUCCCUCAUAGUUUAUAG
Messenger RNA from Papaver somniferum (opium poppy), 1809 nucleotides. Its product is annotated as exocyst complex component EXO70A1-like. Gene Ontology annotation, biological process: exocytosis. Gene Ontology annotation, molecular function: phosphatidylinositol-4,5-bisphosphate binding. NCBI's taxonomy places the organism in Eukaryota, Viridiplantae, Streptophyta, Magnoliopsida, Ranunculales, Papaveraceae. The record is from RefSeq and is a predicted model, not a curated record. Gene Ontology annotation, cellular component: exocyst. Bases 1 to 1809 code for a protein of 602 amino acids. The transcript has a single exon.